This is a messenger RNA of Lepisosteus oculatus (spotted gar), 3283 nucleotides long. The record is from RefSeq and is a predicted model, not a curated record. NCBI's taxonomy places the organism in Eukaryota, Metazoa, Chordata, Actinopteri, Semionotiformes, Lepisosteidae.
GGUCAGCCGCCGAAAGGGUAGCACGCAUUGCAUCCAAGAUGGCCGCCUCCUUGUGUCAGUGUUAUCGGCUUUGUGCCCGAAGGAGUUUGCUCCUCCUGUCCAGUCGACCCUGUGUGUCCUCGUUCCAGAAACCCCACGUGUACAGGAUAUGUGGGUCUCCUGCAGCUUCACCACAGGUGCGGUACGCAUCUCAGGGCGGUGGGGGGCGGAAGGGCUUCCUCUCGGAGUUCGUCGACGGCCUGAAGCAGGAGCUGAGCAAGAACAAGGAGAUGAAGGAAAACAUCAGGAAGUUCCGGGAAGAGGCCAAGAAACUGGAGGAAUCGGAGGCUCUGAAACAAGCCCGGAGGAAAUACAAAACAAUUGAGUCAGAAACGGUGAAGACGUCUGAAGUGCUGAGGAAGAAGUUUGGGGAGAUUUCGGAAACUGUGAAAGAGGGCCUGGAGGAGGUGAGCCGCUCCGACCUGGGCAAGAAGAUCAAGGAGGGAGUGGAGGAGGCCACCAAGACGGCCAAGCACUCCGCGGAGUCCGUGUCCAGGAGUGGGGAGAAAUUGGGCAAGUCCGGCGCCUUCCGUGCCAUCUCUCAGGGGGUCACCACUAUCCCUGAGAGCUUUCACUACUGUCUAGGUCACACACAUGAUUGGCUGGAUGUUACUAAGUUUGAGAACAUGACUGUUGUAUUUACUUCUAGGUUGGAUAGGUGACUCAUUGUUCAGACUCAUUGUUACUCUUCCAGGGAGGCGAUGGGUGUUGUGCUGCACAAGGACUCUAAGUGGUAUCAGCAGUGGAAGGACUUUAAGGACAACAAUGUGGUUUUCAACAGGUUCUUUGAGAUGAAGAUGAAAUACGACGAGAGCGACAAUGCCUUCAUCAGAGCCUCCCGCGCCGUCACGGACAAAGUCACUGACCUCAUCGGUGGCCUGUUUUCUAAAACCGAAAUGUCGGAGGUCCUGACAGAAAUCCUGAAGGUGGAUCCCGGGUUUGACAAAGAUUCCUUUCUGAAGCAGUGCGAGCAGGACAUCAUUCCAAACAUCCUGGAGGCCAUGAUCCGUGGUGACCUUGAGGUCCUGAAGGACUGGUGCUAUGAAGCUACGUACAGUCAGCUGGCGCACCCCAUCCAGCAGGCCAAAGCCAUGGGGCUGCAGUUCCACUCCAAGAUCCUGGAUAUUGACAACAUUGACCUGGCCAUGGGCAAGAUGAUGGAGCAGGGUCCCGUGCUGAUCAUCACCUUCCAGGCCCAGCUCGUGAUGGUCAUCCGCAGCCCCAAGGGGGAGGUGGUAGAAGGGGACCCGGAGAAGGUCCUGCGCAUGAUGUACGUGUGGGCGCUGUGCCGCGAUCAGGACGAGCUCAACCCCUACGCAGCCUGGAGACUCCUGGACAUCUCGGCGUCCAGCACUGAGCAGAUCCUCUGAGAGGCACCAAGAGAGGCAGGGGCAUGGGCUCGAGCACUGAACUGGUUGGGGGGGGUGUGCAUACGCAGCCCCGGGGAAGUGGGGGGUGGGGCCCAGUUAAUUCCUCGGCACCCCCCCUCCACAGAGACCAGCGGACACCUGGGAUUCGGCUGCUUCCUUUUCACACUCCCUGCUCUGGUCACCUGCAGUGCCCCUGGAUCAGGGCGGCUUCGGCAGCAGGGAACAGGGGGAUGAAGUUGGACGGUAUGACCAGCGCAGGGAGGUUUGCCUUCUUUUUUUUUUUUAACAUGUGACCAAGGACUGGCCAUUUGGAGGGAGACCUUUUCCUAUCUAGGGCACUGCACUUCUGCUGUCCACUACCACUGGCAGGAAUCUAUCUGAUCAACUAGGACUUUUAAUUUUUCUCUGGGCGAUGGGCCAGAGCAGGUAGUGCCAUAAUCUCCUGUGUUGUGAAAAGGACCAAUCUUAAGGAUACGUGGAAAGUAUAGAAGACAACUCCACAUAUUUAUUUGACAAACUGGGGGAGGGUAUCUUACUUUUCCUGUAUUCUAGCCCAUCUGACAUUCUUAAUUGCAGAGGUCAUUCUAGCAUGUGGAUGCGCUCGCUGUGAUUAUGGUGCAGAAAGUCAAAAGAGAAACGGGAAACUUGCUGCAGAUAUGUCUUGCCUUAACCAUCGGGUAUAAUUACCACCAAGAGUUUCCAGUGCAAGAGCUGUUCAGUUCAUUAAAUGCCGUGUAGUAGAUGUUCAUAAAUUAAGAAACGUUUUGUAAAAACAGCUUCCCGUGCUGUCCUUUUAUUUAAAGAAAUCGCUCAUUAUGUAACUAAUCAUACAUCAGGAGUACCCCUAAGGACCCUGAAGAAUCUUGCCCUGUUUGUAGCAAACAGUCCAACUGAUACACUUCACCCUUGCGUCUGAAGACUUGCUUUUAGAUGCAGCUUUGGGGAAUAGGCAGGUCCUACCAGUCAUACCCACCUCUUCCCCAGAAGCAUUUCUAUCUCCGUGAAAAGGCCACCCAGUCUGCUGGGGAGUGAGCAGGCUUCUCUAAUCCUGCCUGUGGCCAGCUGCUGUGUGUUUUAGUCUUCGCUGGUGUAAACCGAAGCCCCUCAGAUGUUUACUCUGACCUGUUGGGCUUUUUCAUAACAGACUCAUGGCAACAAUAGCGACGCUCAUCUGUGUUUACGACAAGCUGCUGUAGAUCACGGCUGCUCAGCUGGCACCGCCGAGACAAGAUUUUAAAAUAUUUUCCAUCCUUUGCAGAGAUUACCAGGCUGGUGUUGUACUGAGCCUUGGGGAGCAACAUGUCCUUUAUUCUCACCUCAGCUUUUGCAGCCAAGUCAAAACAAGCCCUUUGUGCAGACUGGCAUUGCACUGUGCUGCUGUCUUUAAGCGGUGUUCUGGAGAACAUCCGUUUCUGUUUUGACCAUUCCUGUUGUUUAAGAUAAGUUGUUUGAGACUUUUAAACGUUUCAAUGAGCAGCGGUUUCUGACACCACAAACAAGAUGCAGUGUGAGAGCUGGAAACUUGAGGUGACCCUUCUGCCUUGAAAUAAGAACAGUCAGCAUCUGGUGGGCGUGCUCUGCCUUUCUGUAGUGCAGAGAGGGGAAGGAGUGUCCUGUUGAAAUUCCUAGUUGGAAUAGAAAUCGAAUUGGGUGGGUGAUGGGAGAUGAUGAGUUUAUACCACACUAAAUGUAAAAGGACAGUGGUAAUGGCAUGCCAUCUUGUCCAUCUCGACAAGCUGUAAGAGUCCAGUCAGGACUGUGCCACCCUGGUGGCCAUCUGGGGUACUACAAGCAUUACAGCAGUAUUGUUAGAACAGGAGAAUGCACACCCUGAAUGCAAGUUAUGUCAAAUAAAAGUCAAAGGGUCUUUUUAA